AUGCUUCAGCGCGAGGAUCCGAAGCAGCCCUUCCCAUACACGCCAUUCAAAUCAGGCUCUCUGAGUAAGGCUGCAUCAGUAAAUGCACUUCGUGGAGGUACACCGAACCCACAGGUUGGCCCAGAUGUGUUGCAAAUCUAUGGCAUCCAGCAGCAGCCAGGAUAUCCACGAACAGUUCCGGGUAUACAAGAUACGAUACGAACGCAUUACAACCCAUACAAUUUAUACGAUACCAGUGUUAUACCACGUCCGGAACCGAAAGGAAUAUGGAGAGGGCCUCAGUCUGGAGUAAUUCCGCCUCCACCAGGCCCAUAUCGUCCAGCCAGUGCGAUGAAUACGCCAGCUGUCAUCCGACCAACUUCAAGGGCAAAUAGUGAUUUGGGAAUUGGUAUGUGUAAGUUAAAUUUUUCACAGACAACGAUUUUUGGAUGCUGA
Gongylonema pulchrum is the source of this 435-nucleotide messenger RNA. Lineage: Eukaryota; Metazoa; Nematoda; Chromadorea; Rhabditida; Gongylonematidae. The record is from the annotation of a GenBank genome assembly.